Messenger RNA from Erythranthe guttata (spotted monkey flower), 1054 nucleotides. RefSeq names its product aquaporin PIP2-7. Lineage: Eukaryota; Viridiplantae; Streptophyta; Magnoliopsida; Lamiales; Phrymaceae. Gene Ontology annotation, biological process: transmembrane transport. Gene Ontology annotation, molecular function: channel activity. The record is from RefSeq and is a predicted model, not a curated record. Gene Ontology annotation, cellular component: membrane.
AACUUCACUGACGGGAAAAAAAGAAAAAGAAAUUUAGAGAGAGAAAACAAAUUAAAGUGCAGAGAUGACGAAGGAACUGAGCGAAGAACCACCGGUGCACCACCACAAGGACUACGUUGACCCUCCGCCGGCGCCGCUCCUCGACAUGGGUGAGCUCAAGCUUUGGUCCUUCUACAGAGCCCUCAUCGCCGAGUUCAUCGCCACCCUCCUCUUCCUCUACGUCACCGUCGCCACGGUUAUCGGACACAAGAAGCUCAGCGCCGCCGACCAGUGCGACGGCGUCGGAAUCCUCGGCAUCGCCUGGGCAUUCGGCGGCAUGAUCUUCAUCCUCGUCUACUGCACCGCCGGAAUCUCAGGUGGACACAUAAAUCCGGCGGUGACAUUCGGGUUGUUCUUGGCACGGAAGGUGUCGCUGGUGAGGGCGGUGGCGUACAUGGUGGCGCAGUGCUUGGGUGCCAUCUGCGGCGUGGGUUUGGUGAAAGCUUUCAUGAAGAGCCCCUACAACCACCUCGGCGGCGGCGCUAAUUCUGUGGCCCCCGGUUACAACAAGGGAACCGCCCUUGGUGCUGAAAUCAUCGGCACCUUUGUCCUCGUCUACACCGUAUUCUCCGCCACCGACCCCAAGAGGAGCGCGCGUGACUCUCACGUGCCGGUAUUGGCUCCACUCCCGAUAGGAUUUGCAGUAUUCAUGGUUCAUUUGGCAACCAUACCCAUCACCGGAACUGGAAUAAACCCUGCCCGGAGCUUCGGGGCUGCCGUCAUCUUCAACAACGGCAAAGUGUGGGAUGACCAGUGGAUAUUCUGGGUGGGGCCAUUUGUGGGAGCGCUGGCUGCGGCGGCGUACCACCAGUAUAUAUUGAGAGCCGCCGCCAUUAAGGCUUUGGGUUCCUUCAGGAGCAACCAAACCAACUAAAGUGAAUAUUUGAUUUAGUCUGUUGUUAAUUAUUAUUGUUGUCGCUUGUCAAUUAUUAAUCUCUAUUUUGUUGGCUUCUGUAUGUGUGUGUGUAAUGAGAGGAGAAUGUUUAUUUAUUGUGAAUUAUCAUUUAUUUUCUUC